AUGUCUUCCAAACUCGGUAUAUCGUCAUCAAAAGCUGAUGAAAGCAGCCGUGUCAAGCAAAAUGCCCCAGUCGAGGUUGCAAACACCACCGCGGUGUAUGAGAAAUACGGCAACCAGUAUGACGAGCUAGAUAUGGACCGCAUGGGCAAGUUACAGGAGGCACCCACCACCGGUGGCCAGUAUCACUGGGUCUCUGAGAUGGCGCCAAAACAACACCAGAAAUUUCUCAGCUAUCUCGUUGUUGCUCUUGCUACUACACAACAGCUUCAGGGACUGAUAAAAUUGAAUAUGCCGUCGUAUAUGGCUCAAGGAUGGCACGGCACCCUCUUCAGCAUUGCCAUGACGCUAUUCGCCAUCAUAUUGAACACCGUCUUCGUCAACCAGCUUCCUGUCAUUGAAAUCAUCGGCUUGGUACUUCACAUCUCUGCAUUCGUGGCCUUUGUCGUCGUUUUGUGGGCCAUGGGGCCAUAUUCUGACCCGAAGACGGUCUGGACCAGAUUUGAAGACAACAGUGGGUGGGGAAACACCGGCCUUUCGACUCUUGUUGGUAUCCUUGGACCUAUCGUAACGCUUAUCGGUUCGGACUCAUCCUGUCACUUGGCCGAGGAGCUGAGAGAUGCAGCUUGGGUGCUCCCGCGGUCUAUGGUCGCCACGGCUCUGGUCAACUACGCUCUGGGCUUUGUAAUGACUGUCACCGUCAUGUCCAAACUUGGGGAUGACGUAUCUGCGGUCCUUUCAACAAGUCUUGGACAGCCGUGGAUUCAAGUGCUGUACAACGCGACAGGGUCAAAGGCUGGGACAUCAGUCCUAGCCGCAGUGGUCUGGAUCUUGACACUUUUCUGCUGUGUCAACCAGGUCACCACCACAUCACGCCAGCUCUUCGCAUUUGCCCGCGAUAGGGGACUUCCCUUCUCGCCGUUCUUAGCCUACGUUCGGCCGGGCUGGGAUGUCCCCGUGAAUGCAGUUCUCGUAACGCUACUCUGCACAAUUCUACUCUCACUCAUCAUCAUUGGAUCGACAAUCGCAUUCAAUGUCAUCACGUCCCUCGGUCAAAUAGGGCUAGUCUCUUCGUACAUAAUUGUCAUCGCCUGUGUGUUUGCGAAACGGAUCAAAGGCGAACCACUCCUGCCUUCUCGAUUUAGUCUGGGCAAAUUUGGAUUUCUAGUCAACGGCUUGGCUCUCUCGUUUCUAGGGAUGGCUUUUGUCUUUUUGUUCUUUCCGGCGGCACCAGACCCGACUCCAGCUGGUAUGAACUGGAGUUGUCUUCUCUUUGGUGUCAUCCUUGGGUUUUCGCUGAUUUAUUAUUGGAUUUGGGGACGACACGUCUAUGUUGGGCCGGUAGAAUACAUCAAACACCGAUAG
Messenger RNA from Diaporthe batatas, 1362 nucleotides. RefSeq lists its product as uncharacterized. The transcript is spliced from 4 exons. Lineage: Eukaryota; Fungi; Ascomycota; Sordariomycetes; Diaporthales; Diaporthaceae. Gene Ontology annotation, biological process: transmembrane transport. Bases 1 to 1362 code for a protein of 453 amino acids. Gene Ontology annotation, molecular function: transmembrane transporter activity. The record is from RefSeq and is a predicted model, not a curated record. Gene Ontology annotation, cellular component: membrane.